AUGCUGCUGAAUCUUGGCCUCACAGCGGAUGCUGCAGCAGCGCAUUCAAACGACGUUCCCAUGCAGCCCGAACCCUCCCCCACGUCUUUUCUCUCCUCUCCGCCUACCUUUUCUCUCUCGUCACUGCCAUUUCUCAGUGCGCUCUAUCCCAAGUCUCCCAGCGGCUUUGCUUCGCCGAUCAAUCCUACGGCCGCCGAUCCCAUGAGCCAACUAUCGUCCACAUCAACGGCAAUCGGUCCGUCCGUGACCAUCGCGCCAGGGUCGUCUGCGCCAGCCAAGCCUACAGGAAGCCGCUCCACUCCAUCCAAAAAACCGUUGCGACCGAAGACUGCCUAUCAAUUCGCUCACCCUCCCUCUCAUGCUCGCCACAAACGGCUGCGGUUACGGCCCAAACUUCUUUUGCAAGUGCAACAAGUAUCGCAGACCCCUCGACCAUUGCCUGUUAUAGAUGUCCUGCCCUCAACUAUGUAUGUCCCACGGCUGGCUCGGAAAUUCCCUGCAAUGUUUCGUGGAAAGCACGGUCUCUGCCCUUAUGAUGUGAUUAUCGUCAUGAGUGAGUUGUAUGCGGCAGCCAGAGCUGAGCUUCCCGAGCAUCAAGCCAGCUCGGAAGACGAAGAAGAUCAGCGAGAGGUCGUCGCCACUAUCUGCCAGAUGCUUCAAGAGGAUGCGCGGUCAAAAGGGAAAGCUGAGAUCUGUCUUAACUUUGGGCCAACAUGGGAGGCCACUCCACUGGCCAGUGGUUCCUACGAGUUCGUUGCUCAAAUUGACGAAGGUGUGCGGGUCAUGCGGUGGGCCUUACGGGGUGGGAAAAAUCGACGAGGAAUGACGCCCUCGGGAACCGUGGUGACCGAGGACACGAAGCGGUUCACAUUCAGCGUGAUUGACCCCCACACACGUCGGCACCCGGUCAUUGCGUCGAUGACAAGAGAUCACCUGGAGGUAAACGAGGAGUUUCCUCGGGCGGUUGCACGAUCUGCGACUGGAGCUAUGACUCCAUCUUCGGCGAUGUCCGUAGUCAGCGAUGGAUCGGAUCACGAGAUGCCCUCAGGCUCAACCGACGUGACCGUUCUUGACGAUGAACUGCGCACUUUCAUCAUCGUAACUGGGAUCUGGGUGGCUUUACGCGAAGGAUGGUCUCACACCUUUCAGUAUGGAGACCAGGGCGCAGCAGCCACGGGAAAGAGUCCCAUCUCGCCCUCGUCAACAAAAUACAAUCCGUCCGCCGCGGCCAACAUGGAUGAGGAGCGUUUAUCGGAUCGUGACGAGCUCAAGCAGGCCAAGAAUCCCAUCGAGAACAAACGGUGUUUAUCCAUGUCUAGCAUCAGGCGAUCGAAUUCGAUGGUCGGAUCCCUUGGGGACGCUCUGAAUGUCAAUCUGUCGAAGCGAUCCAAUUCAACCGGUGCCGCUUUCAUGGACCAGUCCAAAAGGAGAAGCGCCUCCGCGAUGGGGGGACGAUUCAAACGUCAUAGCUUGCUCACAAAAACUGGUGAGAAUGGCCGCAAUGUCGUCGUCUCUCGUCCCGCGUCCCUCCGACAGAAUUCCGUAGAGCCCGAAACUCUGUUACAACCCCGCGGUCGAUCCGACCACAAGCCCGACCUCGGCCCGUCAACUCCCUUCUCAGAGCCAUCUCUGAGCGCUAACAGCGGCGCAGGGUAUACUGCUGAGAGCGUGUCUGACGGGCCAUCAAAAACAACGGACUCUGGGAAGACCAAGCGUCGCCACCGGCUGAGUACCUUAUUUACAAUCUUCCACCGAAAACACUGA
Penicillium oxalicum is the source of this 1764-nucleotide messenger RNA. RefSeq lists its product as uncharacterized. The transcript has a single exon. Bases 1 to 1764 code for a protein of 587 amino acids. NCBI's taxonomy places the organism in Eukaryota, Fungi, Ascomycota, Eurotiomycetes, Eurotiales, Aspergillaceae. The record is from RefSeq and is a predicted model, not a curated record.